CGGUAUAAAAAGGCUCUGCCCGGGGACCGCACCGCACUUCCCGAACAAGCUGUCUUCCCGAGUUCAUCCGAGACGAGCAAAGAUCCGCGCAACCAUGUCUCUCCCAACGGCUCACGACCUUCACAUCUUCGGCUCCGUCAAUGGCGCGGAGUUCGACCUGGUGGGAGGCGGAAAGGGCAACCCGAACGAUGGAACGCUGGAGACCAGUGUGAAAUCCACCCGGGGCGCCCUGCCCUGCUCCCCGCUGCUGAUCGGACCCAACCUGGGGUACGGCUUCUACCAGUACCUGCCCUUCCCUGGCGGCGCCUCACCCUUCCAAACCGCCAUCACGGACGGAGGUUACCAGGUUCACCGUGUGUUCAAGUUUGAAGACGGCGGAGUGCUGAAUUGCAACUUCCGCUACACCUACGAGGGCGGCAAGAUCAAAGGGGAGUUCCAGCUGAUCGGGUCAGGUUUCCCUGCCGGCGGUCCUGUGAUGUCCGGCGGACUGACCACCCUGGACAGGAGCGUGGCCAAACUGCAGUGCUCGGACGACUGCACCAUCACCGGCACUAACAACUGGAGCUUCUGCACCACCGAUGGGAAGCGCCAUCAGGCGGAUGUGCAGACGAACUACAUCUUCGCCAAGCCGCUCCCGGCCGGUCUGAAGGAGAAGAUGCCGAUCUUCCUGGGGCACCAGAUCGAGGUCAAGGCGUCCAAGACCGAGAUCACCCUGUGCGAGAAAGUGAAGGCCUUCAUCGACACUGUGUGAAGUUCAAGGGCACCGAACGACUGUGUUAAGUCUA
Messenger RNA from Branchiostoma floridae (Florida lancelet), 785 nucleotides. Its product is annotated as red fluorescent protein drFP583-like. The transcript is spliced from 6 exons. Lineage: Eukaryota; Metazoa; Chordata; Leptocardii; Amphioxiformes; Branchiostomatidae. Gene Ontology annotation, biological process: bioluminescence. Bases 95 to 751 code for a protein of 218 amino acids. The record is from RefSeq and is a predicted model, not a curated record.